Molecule: messenger RNA, 1354 nt
Organism: Microcebus murinus (gray mouse lemur)
Lineage: Eukaryota; Metazoa; Chordata; Mammalia; Primates; Cheirogaleidae
Gene: FBXO6
Product: F-box protein 6
Biological process (GO): ERAD pathway; SCF-dependent proteasomal ubiquitin-dependent protein catabolic process; glycoprotein catabolic process
Cellular component (GO): endoplasmic reticulum quality control compartment; cytoplasm; SCF ubiquitin ligase complex
Molecular function (GO): protein binding; ubiquitin protein ligase activity
Source: RefSeq, a predicted model, not a curated record
GGGCCGCGCUGCGCCGGGUCGGGGACGCCGGGUCCUGCCCGCCACACCCCGCGGCGGCGCUCGCCUUCGCGAUCCGAGACGGCCCGGGUCGGCGUAGUAAGAGCGCCUCGAGGGCCUGCCGGGAGGGUCCUCGCAGAAAGGGCGAGCGUGCGACACCGCUGUGAGGUGUGAACAUUCUACCCACUUGUGAGCAGAUCCAGCCCAUCUGAGUGACAGUGCAGAGCCCUGGCUGCCAGCCCACCCUCAGCGACCUGGGGCAAGUACCUGGCAUUCAUUAGGGCAUCGGAUUCAGGCCUGUGGGUGCGCCCACCCCAGCACAGCCAUGGCCCUGGUCAGCAUCAACGAGCUGCCCGAGAACAUCCUGCUGGAGCUGUUCACACACGUGCCCGCGCGCCAGCUCCUGCUGCGCUGCCGCCCCGUCUGCAGCCUCUGGCGGGACCUCAUCGACGUGGUGACCCUGUGGAAGCGCAAGUGCGUGCUCGAGGGCUUCAUCACCGAGCACUGGGACCAGCCCGUGGCCGACUGGAAGAUCUUCUACUUCCUGUGCAGCCUCCGCAGGAACCUCCUGCGCAACCCGUGUGCGGAAGAGGAUAUGGGGUCAUGGCGAAUCGACUCCAAUGGGGGGGACCGCUGGAAGGUGGAGAGCCUCCCUGGAGACCAUGGGAUGGAUUUUCCUGAUCCCAAAGUCAAGAAAUACUUUGUCACAUCAUACAGCACAUGCCUCAAGUCCCAGCUGGUGGACCUAAAGGCCGAGGGCUACUGGGAGGAGCUCAUGGACACAUUUCGGCCCCACAUCGUGGUCAAAGACUGGUUCGCAGCCAGAGCAGACUGUGGCUGCACCUACCAAAUCCGAGUACAGCUGGUCUCAGCCGACUACAUCGUCUUGGCCUCCUUUGAGCCCCCGCCUGUGACCGUCCAACAGUGGAACGACGCCACGUGGACGGAGGUCUCCCACACCUUCUCAGACUACCCUCCAGGUGUUCGCCACAUCCUCUUUCAGCAUGGGGGCAAGGACACCCAGUUCUGGGCAGGCUGGUAUGGGCCCCGGGUCACCAACAGCAGCAUCAUCAUCAGCCACAAGACGAGCAGGAACCCAGCUGCUGCCACAGCUCGGCCGGAGCCGCGGCAGGUGCAGGAGGACUCUGCCCGCCGGCCCUCCCCACUUCGUCUCCACAGGCCCUUCUGACAGUCUGUCCUGACAGCCACUCAUCUGUCCCCGUCUGAGUAAGCCAAAGGUUCCUCCAGGCAAGAACUGAGCCUGGAGUAGGCAGUGAGGCACCCUAUCCUGUCGCAGGGGUCUUACUGUCAACACAGGUCUGAUGUUUUGUCAUAAUAAAUGUUUUCAAUAAAGCCA